GAUAACAUGCUCUUUCCUAUGUAAAUUCCAAACCCAUGUUCUUUUCUCUUCAAAAUAAUCUGUGAAUACCGGUUUUGUUGUUGGAAAAAUCCUCCUACCGGCUCUCUCUCUCAUAAUGAACCUUUGUAAGGUGAUGAAAAGAAGGCAACAGCAGGUUCCAGUCAUCAAUUCACUUCCACAAGAGCUGGUUGUGGAUAUUAUUGCUUCUGUUGCUGCUUCUUCAUUAUCUGAUCUUUGUAAUGUGAAAUUAACUUGCAAGGAAUUCCAUGAAGCUGCAAGGGAUGAUUAUGUUUUUCAGCGGGCGUCGAUCGAAGCACUGCCCACAAUCGAAUGGAGAACAUCUUCCCAAGCUUCCUUAUUCUUAAAGCAAUGCGAAGCUAGCGGGAAUCCAGAUGCUGUUUACAAGCGAGGGAUGAUAGAGUAUUUCUCUAGAGCCCACAUCCAACUGGGCAUCAAUUUUUUGAAGAGAGCGGCAAAUUCAGGCCAUUUGGAAUCGACAUAUGUGUUGGGAAUUAUUUUGUACAGUAAUGAAUCCUCACAAGAAGAAGGAAUGGAACUCUUGAAAAAGGUGAAGAGUACCAAUGAUGGUGGGAUUGAUAAAUGCCUGAUGAGAUCCAUGAAGGUUCUACGGGAAAUGUGGAUUAACAAUACCAUUCCUUUGCCAGAAUCAAAAUGUGUUGAUCCGACUUGUAGAAAUAGAAGGAUGCAUGUUGUUCCCAAUGUUAUAGAUCACUCAUGGGGCAAUCAAUGCAAAGAGCCGAGUUUUUGUUCCCAAACAUGCAACUGGGAUCACGAGCUCAAUAAAUUUUGUAAUUUUUUAAGAGGUGUUUAGUUACAACUGUAUUGGUUUAUACAUAUAUAAUGUUGUAUUCGAGUUUUGUAUGUUAUUUGACAAAUUCAUAAUUCAAAGUUGAAAGUUUAUUGAUAAUGGAAUGUAUCUAAUUUCAAGAGUUAAAUAGAGUGCAAAAUUUGCA
Messenger RNA from Magnolia sinica, 974 nucleotides. Its product is annotated as F-box protein At2g35280-like. Gene Ontology annotation, molecular function: protein binding. Bases 116 to 832 code for a protein of 238 amino acids. The record is from RefSeq and is a predicted model, not a curated record. NCBI's taxonomy places the organism in Eukaryota, Viridiplantae, Streptophyta, Magnoliopsida, Magnoliales, Magnoliaceae. The transcript has 3 exons.